Messenger RNA from Drosophila innubila, 924 nucleotides. RefSeq names its product serine protease SP24D. NCBI's taxonomy places the organism in Eukaryota, Metazoa, Arthropoda, Insecta, Diptera, Drosophilidae. Gene Ontology annotation, biological process: proteolysis. The transcript has 2 exons. The coding region runs from base 39 to 845 and encodes 268 amino acids. Gene Ontology annotation, molecular function: serine-type endopeptidase activity. The record is from RefSeq and is a predicted model, not a curated record.
GUAGCGACAUUAAGCACACUUUGUCGGGGAGUUUUUCAAUGUCAAGCAGAGCGAUGAAGUUGCAAUUGAAUCUAUUGAUCCUUUUCCUGAGUAUCGGCGGAACAUGGCAACAAGCAGCGGAGGAGCCAACAUUCUCGAUUGGACCACGCAUCGUUGGUGGGAAACGUGCCAGGGCGGGACAGUUUAAGCAUCAAGUAUCGGUGCGUCAUCGUGGUGUCCACAUUUGUGGUGGCUCCAUCAUAUCGUCCAACUAUGUGCUAACUGCGGCACAUUGCGUUCAGUUCGGUGCAAAUCCGGUAUCACCAAGUGUGUUGGCCGUGCAGGCGGGAAGCCUUCGGCUUAAUAGCCAUGAGACCUAUAAGGAUGUGGCAGCUGUGAAGGUGCAUCCCAAUUAUAAGAGUGGAGGUGUCGGUUACGACAUUGCCGUACUCCGUCUCAGCUCAACGCUUAAAUACAACUCGAACAUCAAUGCCAUUGACCUGGCUAAAAAGGAUCCGCCCGUUAACUCGAUCGUGGAGAUUUCCGGCUGGGGUGCCAUCUAUCAUGGUGGUCCCACCUCCAAUGAUCUGCUCUACAUUCAGGUGCGCAGCAUUUCCCGCGAUCAAUGCACCACUAGCUAUAUGCGCAAUCUCCCCGAGACGACCAUGUGCCUUCUCCAUGGCGCCAAUCUGGGCGCUUGCCACGGCGAUUCUGGCGGUCCGGCUGUCUACAAUGGUGAACUCGUUGGUGUUGCCAGCUUUGUCCUCGGCAGUUGUGGCCGUGAGGCACCCGACGGAUACGAGCGAGUUUCCAUCCUCCGCAGCUGGAUAGUCGAAAAUGCCGAGCUUGCAAAUUCACCGAAAUAAUGAAGAAAUCGAAGCAAUCUAAGGGAUUCCGACAUUUGUACAGAAACUUAAUAAAUUAAUUUUUAUUUCAUCAAACCGA